Messenger RNA from Spodoptera frugiperda (fall armyworm), 1277 nucleotides. RefSeq lists its product as uncharacterized. NCBI's taxonomy places the organism in Eukaryota, Metazoa, Arthropoda, Insecta, Lepidoptera, Noctuidae. The transcript has 5 exons. The record is from RefSeq and is a predicted model, not a curated record. Bases 168 to 833 code for a protein of 221 amino acids.
AAUGAAUGUCGGAGGCUUAAUUAGAGAGGAGAGCUGCGGCUGCGUCAGUACCUCCGACACCGUCGCACUAUACACCUGUGCACCGCGUACCGACACAGACGCACGCGCACCCGCUCAGCCGCACGCAAGCGCAUCAUCAACUUACUCCGUUCGACAUAUUUUCAGAGAUGAGCCGGCACGUGUGCCUGGCGGCUGUCGCCUUGAUGGCCGUACUCUGCGUGGCAGAUGCCCAGAGACGUCUUGCUCUACCAGACCCAAGAAGCUGUGCAAACCGAGUUCGUCACUCGACAUACCGCGACGCUCGAGGAGUCCUGCACUCUUACUUCUUCAGUUGGGAGCAUGCCCCAACCCGCAACCUGGAGGUAGACUGGCUCGACGCUAGGAACAUCUGCCGUCGCCACUGCAUGGACGCCGUCUCUCUAGAGACUCCUCAGGAAAAUGAAUUCGUGAAACAAAGGAUUGCCCGCGGAAACGUCCGUUACAUUUGGACUUCGGGACGCAAAUGUAACUUCGCCGGCUGUGACCGUGCUGACUUGCAACCCCCCAAUGUCAACGGCUGGUUCUGGUCUGGAUCCGGCGCCAAGAUUGGACCAACUACCCAGCGCAACACCGGUGACUGGUCUUACACUGGUGGAUACGGCCAACCUCAGCCUGACAACCGUGAAGCCGCUCAGGGUAACGACGAGUCCUGCCUGGCGAUCCUGAACAACUUCUACAACGACGGCAUCAAGUGGCACGACGUGGCCUGCCACCACGUGAAGCCGUUCGUGUGCGAGGACAGUGACGAGCUGCUCAACUUCGUACGCUCGCGCAACCCCGGCCUCCGCCUAUGAAACCCUUAAUUAUAUCGCACUCUCGCCUUCUAGUACUUUAGAUGGCUGACAUUGUACAAAACCAAGUGUCUAUCUAUUAUUAAGUUAUUUAUUAAAUUAACAAAUUGUUCACAAUUUGGAUAUUUUACUCAAUGAUAGCCAUAACUACAUCCUCAAUAUCACAGAGUGAAAUAAUAAUAUGAUCUUAUUGAGUAUGGCAACCUCAAUACGAGUUGGUAUUUACAUUUAGGUAAACGUCUCUAUAUUCACAUUCUCAAAAACAAGUUCAUGUUGGUGCUAACUUUUUAUUUAUUCCGUCGGUCAUCCUCUCCAAGACGCAUUUUACUUGCAUUAUAAAAUUAUUUCACUCUCUGUAGGUAUUUAAAAUGUUGUAAAAAGUAUUAUUUUGCACGAAUAGGAUUAACUUUUUAAGUGUUAGAAUAAAUAAAUAAAAAAUUAAUAUGA